AUGAUCUGGGCAUCAAUGAAACGCAAAGUAGCUGAGGUAAAUAUUGGCAAACCAGCCAAUCAAAUGCCAGAAAUGGUACAGGAAGCUUUUAAUUCCAUUCCCGUCGAAGAAUGGUGCAAUCAUUGUGCCCACGUCAAGAAACUUGAAGAAGAAUACAGAAGUAAAGAUGGAUAUUUGGAUGCUCCUUUCAUUGUGGAAUUAUGCUCUGAGAGUGAAGAAAGCAGUGAUGACGAUUCUCAAGAUGAAAGUGAUGAAGAAUUUAAUAGCAUUGAACCUCUCGUCAUAGUUCAUGCAGAACAUAAUUAUAGUAAAAAAAAAUUGAAAUAUUGUUUUUUAUUUCGAUUAUAG
Molecule: messenger RNA, 348 nt
Organism: Parnassius apollo (apollo)
Lineage: Eukaryota; Metazoa; Arthropoda; Insecta; Lepidoptera; Papilionidae
Source: the annotation of a GenBank genome assembly